GGCAAGACUGCUACCUAUUGAUAGUGUCAACAAAAUGGCGUCCGGCAUGUGGGAAGAAGUACUGGCUGCUAAGAAUGAAAAUAGAAGAGAACUAAAUUUACAAGGAACGGCAAUUAAUAAAAGAAUCGAAGACAGAGGGCUUGAUGAAAAUAUUUUCUCUCUCACUAAUUUAAAUCUUUUGAAGAUAGCCGGCACGCCACUGGUAACAAUAUCUGACCAGCUGUCAAGUCUGACUAAUCUCACAUCUUUGAUGCUUACUAAUAAUAAAUUAAAAUCGUUGCCGUCAUCAAUAGGUGGUUUGGUUACAUUGAAAGUAUUAGAUGUAUCUGGAAAUAAUCUGGAAAGUCUUCCAGUCUCAUUAUCGAACCUCGUUAAUAUAACCUCAUUAAAUGCCAAUUUAAACCAAUUGACUACAUUUCCAGACGUCUCCAAAAUGAAAGUACUUGCUUACCUGAGUAUCUCUAGGAAUAAAUUAACAAGCCUACCUGAUGGUAUUUGUGAUCCUAGCUUGACCUUAUUAAGUACUAUUGAUGCUGCUUAUAAUGAAAUUACUUCAUUGCCAGCAGAAAUAUCAAACCUUUCUCAUUUGAUUAAACUAGAUGUCUCAAGUAACAAGCUUGACUCCCUCCCCCCUGAAUUAUCAGAGUGUGCUAAAUUACGAGAAGUUCUUAUAAUAGAUAACAAAAUGAAAGACAGAAAGCUUUUAAAGUUGGCUGAACACUCAACAAAAGCCUUAUUAAAUUAUCUGAAAAUUCAGCUUGAGAAGCAGCAAGCAUUAGAAAGUAGCAAGAACAAAAAAACUGACAGUUCAAAAAAGAAGAAGAAAGCUGGAGACAAAAAAGAUGUUGAAGAUUUGGAACGUGACAUUAUGUCAGUAUUGCAGUUUGAGACAGAGAAAGGACUUUUAAUCACAGCAACACCGGCUGUCAUGAGUGUAAGACAGUAUCUUGUUUGUUGCAUCAUUAGAAAUCUAGAUUUCAACAAGAGCAAUAACAUGUUCAAAAGAUUUAUCAAUUUGCAGACAAGACUACAUGAAUCAAUAUGUGAAAAAAGACAAACAGCAACAAUAGCUACCCAUGAUAUGAAGCUAAUAAAAGGACCCCUGACCUAUGAUGCAGCUCGACCUCAUUUAAUUCAGAUCACUCCUUUGUUCAAGUCUAAGAUAGUCACUGCGGAAGUUCUAAUGAAAGAGCUAAGAGAAGAAGCUGAAGCAUUUAGGAAAGAAAAGAAAAAAAGUACACUAAGUGGCAUUCACAAAUACUUGGAGCUUUUGAAAGAUAAGAGUCUUUACCCUUGCUUGAAAGAUGCAGACGGAGAUGUUAUUUCUUUUCCUCCCAUAACUAACAGUGAGAAAACAAAGGUUUCUAAAGAGACCACAGAUAUCCUUGUUGAAGUCAGUAGCUCUACCAGCUUGGACAUAUGUAAGAAAGUCAUGGAAGAAUUACUUAAAGAAACAAUGCUUACUGGUGUUGGUACACCAGCCGAAGAUAGUGGUGAAAAGAAGGAAAGUCAAGCUGAGGGUGAACCAGUUGCAGACACAAGUCGAAUGAGAUUUCCACAGAAACUUGUGGUAGAGCAAGUCAAGGUGAUAGAUGCUCAAGGAAAUCUGCGAGUUAUAUUCCCUUCCCGUGUGGAUUUACAAAAUCCAGCCUAUGAUGUGAUUAGAAAUUAUGAAUGAUGCUAUUUUUACUUUAGCUGCUGCUUUUUGACAUUUUUUAAAAACAUGAAACCCUUUUUUUUCUCCAAACAUUUUGUGAAGAUGCACUGAUUUUUAUAUCUUAAAAGUAGAAAAGAAAAAGAAUGACCUGUACUUGAUGUACACAGUUAUAUAUUGAAACAUGGUAGACACUUUUUAUAUUUACAUAAACAAAAUAACAGUGCAUUGUUUAUCUAGGUAUUCUCAUAAAAAUAUGAUUGUUUGGAUUGGUUUAAAAAUGAGAAUUUUUUCAAAAAUUAAAAAGUCAAUCUUUCCCCUAUUCAUACAUUAAUGUUUUACUAUCAUUUCUAUUGAUUGUGGACAAUAAAUAUUUUUUAAUACAAGAUAUUUUUUUAGUCUUUUUCACUUGAAACUAAAUAAUCAGUUCUGAACUUCAAAGUCACUUAGUAAAAAUCCAAUAUGUAUUUAUUUUUUGUGGAUACCUAUAUUUAUAUUAAGAUCUUUUUGUGGUAAUUGUUUUUUUUUUAUUUGAGCCCAAAAUUAAUUUUUUGAACUAUCAUGACAACCUUUUGCCUAAAAGAGCUUGUGAUUCCAUAAGGAACACUGUAGUUAUUUUAAUUGCCUUUAUAAAUAAAGUCUAUGAAUUUAAAAAAUCUGGCAUUUCAUUUUUAAAAAUUGUAAAGCUCUUAUCAUUUAGUGACUAAUAUUAUUAAUUCUUAUUCAAUUUAUUUGAUAAGUUGCUAGUUGUGUGCAAUUUAAUCAUGUACACAUUUAGUUUGCUAUCAUCAUUGCCAUUAUUGUGAAUAUAAUUAAAUAAAAAUCUAUUUCUCAUGUAA
This is a messenger RNA of Biomphalaria glabrata, 2493 nucleotides long. Its product is annotated as leucine-rich repeat-containing protein 47-like. Gene Ontology annotation, molecular function: RNA binding; phenylalanine-tRNA ligase activity; protein binding. The coding region runs from base 35 to 1678 and encodes 547 amino acids. The transcript is spliced from 6 exons. Gene Ontology annotation, biological process: phenylalanyl-tRNA aminoacylation. The record is from RefSeq and is a predicted model, not a curated record. NCBI's taxonomy places the organism in Eukaryota, Metazoa, Mollusca, Gastropoda, Planorbidae.